GCAUGUUGUACCAAAAGGAAAAUAAGUACGCAUGGUGGGCGAGUUGGCAGCGUUCGGACCACCGUCCGGACUGGACAUCAAUCAUGUCUAUUAAUUUUUUUUUCAGCUUUCCACGUCCUAAGCGUACAAUCCAUGUCUUUUUAAGGGCCGCAGAGCCAAAACUCCGAUCGGAGAUGCGACCAAACUCUUUUACUUUUCAGCCCCCAUGGCAGCUCCAUCCGACCAAACGCCGCUGCCGCUGAAAGGACGCGUGGCAAUCGUGACCGGCGGCGCCGGCGGGAUCGGCUCCGCCAUCUCCAAACACCUCGCCUCCCUCGGCGCCCACGUCGUCAUCGGCUACGUCGGCGAUCCGACCCCGGCCGAAAACCUUGCCUCCGCCAUCAACGCCACCACCGGCACAACCUCCGGUCCCCCGCAGGCCAUCGCGGUCGCCACCGACGUCUCCAACGCAGCCCAAGUCAUGUCCUUGUUCGACGCCGCCAUGCAUGCCUUCGGCCCCGACCUUCACAUCCUCGUCACCGCCGCCGGCGUCAUCGACGCCGACUACCCGUCGAUCGCCGAGACCAGCGAAGAAAUGUUCGACUGGAUGUUCGGCACCAACUGCAAGGGCACGUUCCUCUGCUGCCGGGAGGCGGCGAACCGGCUAGUGCGCGGUGGCGGCGGGCGGAUCAUCACGUUCUCGUCGUCGGGGGUGGGGUCGCUGAGGCCGGGCUACGGGGUCUACUCAGGAACCAAGGGUGCCGUGGAGGUGAUGACGAAGAUUCUGGCGAGGGAGCUCAAGGGGACGGGGAUCACGGCCAACGCGGUGGCCCCUGGAUCGAUAGAGACGCCGAUGUUUUAUGCGGGGAAGUCGGUGGAGGAUGCGAGGAAAUUCAUGGGGGAGAUACCGAUGGGCCGGCUGGGGCUCCCGGAGGACGUUGCUCCGGUGGUGGGGUUCUUGGCCAGCGACGCCGGAGCGUGGGUGAACGCCCAGGUCGUCCGGGUCAAUGGUGGCAAUGUGUGAGUCUGAGGGCAGCUGAUGAGCCAUGAAUAAAAUCCUCGGCAGCAAGUUAGCGAGUUGUUUGGUGUGAUGGUGUGGUAGAUGAUAACAGAGCGUUGGUGAGUUGAGAGUUUGAUGGCUUUAGAUGUUGUUUCCUCCUUAAUUUUGGGAGUGGUCGUUCAUGUUCACCACCAUUCUCAAAGAUUUCCAACUAGCAUGAGUGCUUCAAACCUAGUUGGAUGUUUCCAUCCAACCAGCUAAAGUAGGAUAGCAUCUGGAUAAGAUAUCAGAUGACUAUACGUAGAAUUUGGAUAAGAUUAGGUGUUUGUGAUGGACGUUUCUCUGAAGUGGACCAUGUCUCCUUGGGAAA
Elaeis guineensis (African oil palm) is the source of this 1349-nucleotide messenger RNA. Its product is annotated as NADPH-dependent aldehyde reductase-like protein, chloroplastic. The record is from RefSeq and is a predicted model, not a curated record. NCBI's taxonomy places the organism in Eukaryota, Viridiplantae, Streptophyta, Magnoliopsida, Arecales, Arecaceae. Gene Ontology annotation, molecular function: oxidoreductase activity.